ACAUGACUGCCUGACGUCGGACGCGGAAGUGAAAACACCAGCUAAAGUAAUAACACAAGCUUCUGAAGGAGUAAAAGACUCCUUAAAACAAUAUGAAUGACGAAUAUUACCUCGAGCUCAGUGAAAACCCUGUGCAGUUUGAGAACGCGUCGAGCGUCAACAAUGUGUUUUUCGACGAGGCAAACAAACAGGUGUUUGCGGUACGAUCUGGUGGGGCUACAGGUGUUGUGGUUAAAGGACCAGAUGACAAGAGCUCAGUGGCUUUCAGAAUGGACGACAAAGGAGAGGUGAAGUGUAUCAAAUUCUCAUUAGGAAACAAAAUCUUAGCGGUUCAGCGCACUACAAAAUCAGUGGAUUUCAUAAACUUUAUUCCUGACUAUCCACAUUUGGAAUUCUCCCAUGAGUGCAAGACAAAGAAUGCCAGUAUUCUUGGGUUUUGUUGGACCAACUGGAAUGAGAUUGUAUUCGUGACUGAUCAGGGGAUCGAAUUCUAUCAGGUUCUGCCUGAUAAACGAACCCUGAAGCUUUUAAAGAGUCAGAGCAUUAAUGUGAACUGGUAUAUAUACUGUCCAGAGACGGCGGUUCUCCUGCUUUCCACCACUGUGCAGGGAAAUGUGCUCCAGCCAUUUGCUUUCAAGACUGCGACCAUGUCAAAGAUGUCUAAGUUUGAGAUUGAGCUGCCAGCGGUGCCAAAACCAGCCAAACUCAGCCUCUCUGAACGGGACAUCGCAGUGGCAACUAUUUAUGAUCAGCUGUAUGUGAUGUAUCUGAAACAUCACUCCAGAACUACCAACAGUCCAGGAGCAGAAGUGGUCCUCUAUCAUCUGCCCAGAGAAGGCACCUGUAAGAGGACUAAUGUCCUCAGACUGAACACUACAGGAAAGUUUGCCAUAAACGUGGUGGAUAAUCUUGUUGUGGUUCACCAUCAGAGCACGCAGACUUCACUCAUUUAUGAUAUAAAGCUGAGGGAAUUAGAUGGCAAUGUAAAUGUGCAUCAGCCUGUGCUUCCUGCUCGCUCCAUAAACCCCUUCAAGAUCCCUCUUACAGGACCUGCGGCAGCUCCAAGUCAGGCUCCUUUGCCUUGUGAACUUUACUCAUCUUCUUGGAGUGUUUUCCAGCCUGAUAUCAUCAUCAGUGCCAGCGAAGGGUUUCUGUGGUAUCUGCAGGUGAAGCUUCAGCCCACACUGAACCUCCUGCAGGAUAAAGGCAAACUCAUGGACUUCUUGUUGCGCAGACGAGACUGCAAAAUGGUCAUCUUGUCUGUAUGCUCGCAAAUGCUCAUAGGAGGAGAUAAAGGAAACCUGUCUGUUGUGGCCACAGUGUUUGACAAGCUCAACCAAGUCUACAAAGAGUAUCUGGAUGCAGAACAAGCAUACACUGCGGUCAGUGAGCAAAACUCUUGUUUUACACUGUACCUUACAAAUACCUAUAAUAAUAUGUAGCAUUAAUAGUAGAAAUGUGUUUUUCAGGCUAUGGAAUCAGGCCCCAGUCGCUCCAGCGCUUAUAAAAGACCAGUCCGAACACAAGCAGUCAUUGAUCAGUCUGACAUGUACACACACGUACUCUCAGACUUCACUGAGAAGAAGGAGGUGAAGCAUAAGUUUAUCAUUGCAGUUGUAAUGGAGUACAUUCGCUCACUGAACCAGUUUCAGAUCCCGGUUCAGCACUAUUUGUAUGAGCUGGUCAUCAAAACUCUGGUCCAGCACAACCUUUUCUACAUGCUGCACCAGUUUCUUCAGUAUCACGUCCUGACUGACUCUAAACCGCUGGCCUGUCUGCUGCUUUCUCUGGAAAGCACGUAUCCACCUGCUUACCAGCUUUCUCUGGACAUGCUCAAGAGGCUUUCCACCGCUAAUGAUGAGAUCGUGGAGGUUCUUCUGUCCAAGCAGCAGGUUUUGGGUGCUCUGCGUUUCAUUCGUAGCGUCGGUGGCCAUGAUAACGCAUCUGCGCGAAAGUUUCUGGACGCGGCACGACAAACUAAUGACACCAUGUUGUUCUACACCAUCUUCCGCUUCUUCGAGACGAGGAACAUGCGGUUGCGUGGUAAUCCUGGUUUCAACCCAGGUGAGCACUGUGAGGAGCACGUCAGCUACUUUAAGCAAGUGUUUGGAGAAUCCGCCGUGAUGAAGCCAACCACAGCCUGAAGGAGCCCAAGCACAGCUGGAGAACAGGUUUUUCAGGAGGAAACAGUAUUGCGUUGACAAACCAAGUAAAAAAACAGCCAUAUGAAGCUCACAACACUAGAGAAGCCUCGUCGUAACAGAGACUUCUUUACCAUCUUCUUCAUGCAUGUUUGCUGAGCUACAGAUGGGUAAAGCAGUAACGCAUCAGUGUUCAACUUAGUGUGGAUCAUGUAUAUAUUUAACAACAAAUUCUAGCUUUUAAAUGGUGUAUGAUAAUAAAUAUGUUAAUAGUGA
Molecule: messenger RNA, 2417 nt
Organism: Danio rerio (zebrafish)
Lineage: Eukaryota; Metazoa; Chordata; Actinopteri; Cypriniformes; Danionidae
Source: RefSeq